AUGGUGUUGGGUUUGGAACUCGGGAAGCUCGAACUCGAUGUCGUCGUUGAUAACCUAGAUGUGGAGGAAGAAAUGCUAGUUUGCGAGUUUGGAGUUGACUUUGAACUAUUACUGGAUAAUAAUCCGGACGUCGAAGUCAAUGAUAGUGAGGAUGUGAAAGUUGUGGUUGACCCAGAUGACGUGCGUGAGCCACUUGUUGUCAAGGACAAAGAAUCCGUCGUGCUCGAGAGUAAACCAGAAGAACUAGAAGUUGAGAUUGAGGUAGACAGUGUACUGCUAGAGCUACUGGUUGAAGUCGAAGGGGUGCUACUUGAGCCUGGCGUGCUUCUGCUUGUGCUGCCCGCAACAUUGGAAGAAGAGCUCGACAAGGCAUUGCUGGAAGAGGAUUCUAAGCUGCUGGCGCUUGAAACCGACACGAAUGUUGAGAUCAAAGAUGUGCUGCUAGUAGUUUUAUUCCGGUUUCCACUUGAUGAUGUAGUGGAGGUGCUCACUAAAUUUUGUCAGCCAGGAUGCUUGACGACAAUGCGUUGGUACUGA
Molecule: messenger RNA, 537 nt
Organism: Glarea lozoyensis ATCC 20868
Lineage: Eukaryota; Fungi; Ascomycota; Leotiomycetes; Helotiales; Helotiaceae
Exons: 1
Coding region: 1-537 (178 amino acids)
Source: RefSeq, a predicted model, not a curated record